GCGUAACUUCUCUCCCUUGCAUUGCGUUGCUCCUUAUAAUCCUUGAUACUUUCCCGCAUUUGUAUAUUCCAUUUAUGCCUGCCUCGCCUUUCUUCUACUUGAACCUUGUUGUUGUCCCCGAUGACUGACGCGAUCAGCGCGGCCGGUUCGUGCCUGCAGCCCCUGUGCGAAUGCCUCGAUGGCACGGGCAUGCUCGACGCAGCGGCCCGAGAGGUCGCCUCGUUCCUUCGCCUCAAAUCCAACUGGGGCGAUCUGGACAGGGCCAAGGAGCUGCUGCAGGCCGUCGAGACGACGGUGAGAGCGCGGGUCACCGCGGAGAUGGACAAGCUGAACGUCUGUGACCCUCAGGUGCAGGUCUGGCUGAAGCGUGUCGAUGAGCUGCAGCUGGAGGACAUCGAUGAGGAGUAUGGCCGGCUGUUGAAGUAUUCUUGCAUCUCCCAGUGCACCCUCCAUGCUCAUCGGCGUACGGCGGUUGGCCGGCGUGUUGUUGAGGCGCUUGAGGAGGCGAAUAAACUUAUCGAGGAAGGGAGGCGGUUCAAGGAAUUUGGGUUCAAGCCCCUGCCGAGGAUUGUCGAUCCCUUGCCUCAAAUCAAAACGUUUGGUUUGGAGACCAUGCGGAGCCAGCUCCACAACCUGUUUGAGAAGGGUGAAUCCAACAUAAUUGGUGUGUGGGGCCAAGGAGGUGUUGGUAAGACCACACUCCUCCACGUCUUCAAUAAUCAUCUUGACAAAAAGAUCCAUGACUAUCAGGUUGUUAUCUUUAUUGAAGUAUCCAAUUCAGAGACACUGAACACAGUGGAGAUACAACAGACUAUCUCAGAAAGACUCAAUUUGCCAUGGAAUGAAGCAGAGCCAGUUGGCAAACGGGCUAAAUUCUUGGUAAAGGCACUGGCCAGGAAAAGGUUUGUAGUCCUGCUUGAUGAUGUAAGGAAGAAAUUCCAACUGGAGGAUGUUGGCAUCCCAACUCCAGAUACCAACAGCCAGAGCAAGCUGAUCCUCACGUCACGUUACCGAGAAGUAUGCUUCCAGAUGAAUGCACAGAGGAGUUUGAUUAAGAUGCAGAUUUUGGAUGACGAUGCUUCAUGGGAACUAUUCUUGAGCAAGCUGAGUAAGGAAGCUAGUGCAGCAGUUGAAGCAGGUUCCCAGAAUGUCAGAGACCAUGCCAUGGCAAUAGCCCGAAGUUGUGGAGGCCUACCACUUGCGCUCAAUGUCAUUGGGACCGCUGUGGCAGGCUUGGAAGAGGGAGAGUGGAAAUCUGCUGCAGAUGCAAUUGCUACCAAUAUGGACAAUAUUGAUGGUGUGAAUGAAAUGUUUGCUCGGUUGAAAUACAGCUUUGACAGGCUCACACCCACUCAACAACAGUGUUUCCUAUACUGCACUCUUUUUCCAGAGUAUGGAUCCAUUAGUAAAGAGCAACUUAUUGAUUAUUGGUUAGCUGAAGGUUUGCUAUUAAAUGAUUGUGAGAAGGGUUAUCAGAUAAUUCGCAGUCUUAUUUCAGCCUGCUUGCUGCAGGCUAGUGGCUCAAUGUCAUCAAAGGUUAAAAUGCACCACAUAAUCAGGCAUCUGGGGCUUUGGUUGGUUAACAAGUCAGAUUCAAAGUUUCUAGCUAAACCAGGGAUGGCCUUGGAUAAUGCUCCUUCAGCUGGAGAGUGGAAAGAAGCUACAAGGAUCUCCAUCAUGUCUAAUAACAUCACCGAGCUUAAUUUCUCGCCCAAGUGCAAAAACGUCACCACAUUAUUGAUCCAGAACAAUCCAAAUUUAAACAAGAUGAGCUAUGGAUUUUUCAGAACUAUGUCGUCCUUGAAAGUGCUCGAUCUUUCUCAUACUGCGAUAACAUCACUUCCAGAAUGUGAUGCAUUGGUUGCAUUGGAGCAUCUGAAUUUGUCUCACACACACAUUAUGAGGUUACCUGAGCGCCUAUGGUUACUGAAAGAGUUGAGGCAUUUGGAUCUGAGUGUGACUGUUGCACUUGAAGAUACCCUGAACAACUGCUCAAAGUUACACAAGUUGAGAGUGCUCAAUCUCUUCCGCAGCCACUAUGGAAUCCGUGAUGUCGAUGACCUGAAUCUGGAUUCCCUGAGGGAACUAUUGUUCCUCGGAAUCACUAUUUAUGCUGAGGAUGUGCUAAAAAAAUUGAACAUGCCCCGUCCUUUGGCAAAGUCAACACAUCGCUUAAACUUGAAGUAUUGUGCAGAGAUGCAAUCAAUCAAAAUCUCUGACCUCAACCACAUGGAGUAUCUUGAGGAGCUGUAUGUUGAAUCAUGUUAUGACCUGAAUACAGUGGUUGCUGAUGCUGACCUUACAACUUCACACCUGCAGUUCCUGACCCUCUCGGUUCUUCCCUCGUUGGAAAAUGUCGUUGUUGCACCAAUGCCACAUAACUUUCAGUACAUCCGCAAGUUGGUCAUUUCACAGUGCCCGAAGUUGUUGAACAUCACAUGGGUCAGAAAACUUCAAAUGCUUGAGAGGCUUGUCAUAUCUCAUUGUGAUGGCAUGCUCGAAAUUGUAGAAGAUGAGGAGCAGUAUGGAGCACAAAUGGAAAUGCAAGAGCACGCUUCACAUAAACAAGAAGACCAUACUGUUGUAGAGACUUCAUGGAUUGAGUCGAAUGACAAAGGGCACAAUGACUUCCCAAAGUUGAGAUUGAUGGUAUUGACGGAACUUAAGAAGCUGAGGACUAUUUGUAGACCAAGAGCUUUCCCAUGUCUUGAGACCCUUCGGGUGGAGGACUGCCCAAAUCUGAGAAGCAUCCCGUUGAGAAGCAUGCAUAACUAUGGGAAAUUAAAGCAAAUAUGUGGUUCGUCUGAUUGGUGGAAGAAUCUUCAGUGGGAAAACGGGGUGGAGGAGACACGUCUGGAGAGCAAGUACUUCAUUCCAAUAUGAAAGAAACCCAGUUUCAAUGGCUUCUGUAUUGCAUGCAGGCAGCUUCUUUCUAUCUUCACACGAAUAAGAGGUCUAUACUUAAGUUGUUUCAGAUCUGUACAUGUGAAGGCAUAGCUUCUGUAAAUUGUUGGUAUUACAUGCAUGUUGCAUUCAUUUAUGUA
This is a messenger RNA of Lolium rigidum, 3044 nucleotides long. RefSeq names its product disease resistance protein RPS2-like. The record is from RefSeq and is a predicted model, not a curated record. The coding region runs from base 121 to 2883 and encodes 920 amino acids. Lineage: Eukaryota; Viridiplantae; Streptophyta; Magnoliopsida; Poales; Poaceae. The transcript has 2 exons. Gene Ontology annotation, molecular function: ATP hydrolysis activity; ADP binding; protein binding.